Messenger RNA from Bicyclus anynana (squinting bush brown), 11272 nucleotides. RefSeq names its product disks large 1 tumor suppressor protein (gene dlg1). Gene Ontology annotation, biological process: chemical synaptic transmission. Lineage: Eukaryota; Metazoa; Arthropoda; Insecta; Lepidoptera; Nymphalidae. The record is from RefSeq and is a predicted model, not a curated record. Bases 231 to 2888 code for a protein of 885 amino acids. The transcript has 21 exons. Gene Ontology annotation, molecular function: protein binding. Gene Ontology annotation, cellular component: postsynaptic density membrane; neuron projection; neuromuscular junction.
CGACGGUCCUCAUAAGCGGAAUCACUACCGCAUUUUAUCAUUUUUAUUAUAUUGUAUUAUAAUUUUAAUGUUUUUGUUGUGUGACCAUAUAUGUGAUGAUCGACAAUGUAUUUUAGUGUGAUUCAAAUUGUGAAAUGAAGUUACCCGUCAUUCAGUAGUGAAACAAUUGUUUUAUUUCUUUGCAAUUUUAUUAGUGUUACAGUAUUAGCUACGUAGGGGGCGGUACCGUGAUGCCAGUUCGGAAGCAAGAGGCCCACCGAGCAUUGGAACUGCUGGAAGACUACCACAGCAAGCUAAUUAAGCCGCAGGACCGCCAGCUUCGUCUUGCUAUCGAAAGAGUCAUCAGGAUUUUCAAGUCACGUCUUUUCCAAGCACUUCUUGACAUUCAAGAAUUUUACGAGUUAACAUUAUUGGACGACACCAAGACAGUUCAGCAGAAAACAGCUGAGACAAUCCGGAUAGCUAAUAAGUGGGAAGCUGACGGCGUCCGACGUGAGGUACUAUCUGGAGAAAACGAGUACAGAUCAGUAUCAAAUGCCUUUCUGCAAGACAACAAUAGAAAAUCAGACAACCGCAAUGUUAACACACCAGACUCUGGACGGGUGGGGGUCAUUCCUUCUAUCAUAUCACCAGCUGAAGAAACAGAAGAGAAGAAGGCUCACGUCUCGACACCUGAAAUGAAGCAGUUGCAGAUAAACGGGAUAGAAGGUGGUGCGGAGCGCACGGUGGGCGAGGAUGGCUACUUGUACUUAACAGUGGUGUUGUCGCGGGCGGGGGGCGCGGGGCUUGGCUUCAGCAUCGCCGGCGGCUCCGACAACCCGCACGUGGCCGACGAUCCGCACAUUUACGUCACUAAGCUUAUACCCGGCGGCGCGGCCGCUGCUAGCCAAUUGCAAAUCAAUGACGCCAUAUUACAGGUUAACGACACGUCAGUCGAAAGUGUGACGCACGCUGAAGCGGUUGAUGCAUUAAAAAAGGCUGGAAACACAGUAAGACUGAAAAUAAAACGUCGGGCAACAGACGACGCUCUACUAAACGUAUCACAAAUAUCAAAUAAGGAGGAGGCGGUAGAAAUAGAGUUAGUGAAAGGCGGUGCAGGGUUAGGGUUCAGCAUAGCGGGCGGCCUCGGCAACCAGCACAUACCGGGGGACAAUGGCAUCUAUGUGACCAAGAUCAUGGCGGGCGGCGCCGCGCACCGGGACGGCAGGCUGAGGGUCGGAGACAAGUUGCUGGUCGUCAAAAAUACUUCUAAAGGCGAUGUGAACCUGGACAACGUGACGCACGAGGACGCAGUGAGCGCGCUAAAAGCGUCCGGCGAGCGCGUGCAGCUGGUGCUCAUACCGGGCCCGCGCCACGGACAGCCCUCGCCGAGGACGUCGCGAGCUAACACGCCAUCAAGCACUGCGAAUUCGUUACGACGCGAGGACGUGACAGACAGCAGCGAGGAGACCCGCGUGGUGGACAUCGAGAAGGGCCCCCAAGGCCUCGGCUUCAACAUCGUGGGGGGUGAAGACGGGCACGGCAUCUACGUAUCAUUCCUGCUGGCGGGGGGCCCGGCGGAGAAGUCCGGACAACUCAGGAGGGGCGACCGGUUGCUUGCUGUGAACGAUGUCGAUAUAACGCAUGCUACACACGAGCAAGCCGCUAAGGCUUUGAAGGGCACGGGUCAAAACGUAAAGUUAACAGUAGUGUACAGGCCACAUGAAUACAACAAAUUCGAAGCUCGAAUAAAUGAACUGAAGCAACAUCACACACUGUUAAGGACGUCGCAGAAAAGGUCGCUUUACGUGCGAGCCCUCUUUGACUACGACCCUAUCAGAGACGACGGGCUGCCGUCAAGAGGACUACCGUUCCGGUACGGUGACAUAUUGCACGUGACUAACGCCUCUGAUGACGAGUGGUGGCAAGCCAGGAGGCUCGACACAACGGACCCGGACGCGAUUGGCAUCAUUCCGUCGAAGAAGCGCUGGGAGCGCAAACAGCGGGCGCGGGACCGACAGGUGAAGUUCCAGGGACAGGGGACGCCGGUCAGCACGAGUCAGUCAACGUUGGAGAGGAAAAAGAAGACGUUGUCCUUCAGCAGAAAGUUCCCCUUCAUGAAGAGCCGAGAGGACGGCAAGUCUGAAGACGGCUCGGACCAGGAGCCUUUCAUGCUUUGUUAUACUCAAGAGGACACUAACGCAGACGGGGAAAUCUUGUACCGAGUGGAACUUCCCAUGAUGGAGGAGAUAACGCUCAUUUAUCUCGAGGACGAGAGUCAAGACGAAGCGGUGUUGUCGUACGAAACGGUGCAGCAACUGACGAUCAGUUACACGAGGCCUGUGAUAAUCCUCGGCCCGCUCAAAGACAGGAUCAAUGAUGACCUCAUAUCAGAGUUCCCUGAUAAGUUUGGAAGCUGCGUGCCUCACACAACUCGUCCCCGGCGGGACUACGAAGUAGACGGACGCGACUACCACUUCGUGGGCAGCCGGGAGCAGAUGGAGCGCGACAUACAGAACCACCUGUUCAUUGAAGCCGGACAGUACAAUGAAAACCUCUACGGAACCUCUGUCGCCUCCGUGAGGGAAGUCGCCGAAAAGGGAAAACAUUGCAUUUUGGACGUAAGCGGGAACGCCAUUAAAAGGUUACAAGUGGCGCAACUUUACCCUAUUGCCAUAUUUAUUAAACCAAAGAGUGUAGAAUCUAUUAUGGAAAUGACGAAGCGAAUGACCGAAGACCAAGCGAAGAAAACAUACGAACGCGCUCUGAAGAUGGAGCAAGAAUUCGCCGAAUAUUUUACAGCUGUGGUGACAGGCGACACCCCCGAGGAGAUCUACGCGAAGGUGAAGGCGGUGAUCACUGCCGAGAGCGGGCCCACCGUGUGGGUGCCGCGUCGCGACCCGCUGUGAGCCGUCCGUGCCAUAACCACCCCUACCCCUACCCCUACCCACGGUCCAAACGACGGUGUUUGACUUCCCCUAGCGCUAUCCAUGCUAAAGAAAAUCGUAGCGAUAAUCUCGCAAUACCUUACCAAUAGGGUAUAAUGCAUAUAUUUUUUACUAGCUGACGCCGCGCGGUUUCACCCGCGUGGUUCCCGUUCCCGUAGAAAUAUGGGGAUAAUAUAUAGCCUAUAGCCUUCCUCGAUAAAUGGGCUAUCUAACACCGAAAUAAUUUUUCAAAUCGGACCAGUAGUUCCUGAAAAUUAGCACGUUCAAUCAAACAAACAAACUCUUCAGCUUUAUAAUAUUGGUAUAGAUAUUUUGAAAUAUGAAUCAUUUUCUGAUAUACAAAACUACGAUGAAAGUAAAAUGCAGAGAUAAAAUUUUAUUUAUUAUCUGCAGUGUAUACUCUGCAACAAAAAUAUGGCAGAUAUUAUUUUGAUUCGAGUACAUUUGGAAAUUAGCAUUCGAUUCGCAUACAGUUGACCUUCAGUACAUCGUAAUCGCGCGAAUGCUAUAGCGAAUUCGUUACGAUUCUCUUCUGUGGUGAUAGCGAAAUGUAUAAAUGUAUAUGUACGCACCUGAUUACCUGCAAAGCGGUUGAAUGCAUAAGCAAUAAAUAAUCUUGUUUGCUUGGUUUCUUGGCUCUUGAGCCAUUUGAGCCAAUGUCAAGUGACAAAUAAAAUCGUCUUGGCGUUUAGGUCAAUCAAACUGGAUUCUAGAAGAUCAGGAUCAGGUUUCCAUCCAGCAAAAGAAUUAUAAUAGUCCCGGUAGCACAGCGUUAAAGUCAGUUUACCUAUGAUUCCAAAGCUCCUAGAUUUAGGGUUCAUUUACACGAGUGGCAACUCUAUCGACGACUGCAGUCGACUGCUGUUGGCUGCCGCCGAGACGUCGCUGACUGCAGUCGACUGCCGCCGAGAGUCGCCGAUUGCAGUCGUCGGUUGCAGCUGCCGUUCGUGUAAAUGAACACUUAUCCUCUGUCCUUUGAACAUAAUGGCCUGUAUUAGGUUCCAUAUACGCCCCCCCUCCCCCCUCUUCUACUACUACACUACUUUUUCGGUCUUCAACAAUUUGAGUCUGUAGCCAUUUGGCACGACGAUUCUCUUUCUACAAACGCUUCGAAAAUAAAAAAAUGUAUGGGAAUGACAUUUGCUAUUGACAGGUCACGUGAUCAAGUUGUCGAUCGGAUCUGUCAUUUCAAUACAUUUUGUUACUUUUCGAAGCGUUAGCGUUUGUAGAAAGAGAGUCGCUAUGCCACAUGGCUACAGGCCCUGGUACAAAUAUUGAUCAAUCAAAUAGAAUACGUAAUACAAUUUGAUCGUAUGGUUAGGGCUUUAUGAUAGCUAGCUGCAAUGCGGGUAAUCCGACAGUGCGUAUGUGCCCUAACAUUGUUGAAUUAUGUGAUAGGUUCGAGGACCGAAAGCGUAUAUGUAAUGCGUUAGUAAUAUAUUGAUCGACGCGUUGGACCGCAAACGAACGAAAAUUUAACGUUCGUUUUAGAUUUAAUGAUGGGAGAUUCCUUAAGUGGUAUGUAAUAAAUAGCUAAAUAUUACCUAAAUGACCACUGCACUGUUAUCGUACUAAAUUAAAAGUCAAAUACCAAACUGUUACAGCCAUAUUUAUAAACAUGGAUUAAGAUUUAAACCUCCAUUUUCUUCGAAGUAAAGUGAGCCUAAUCACUAGUAUGUAAAGUUCACUUUACUUUGAAGAAUAUUGAGGGUAAAUUAUCCAUCUUUAUAACUAGCUUAGAGGUCCUAUUUAUAUGCAUUGCAGAUUUUUGUACAAAUCAAAAAUUAGUGUUUUAUCGCCCUCUUGAUAUACAUGGCAUUUAUGAUGUACAUGAAAUAUUUUCUUCAAAUUAUCAAUAGGCGUUAACAGUUUUACCAUCAAAAUAUGCUAUAAUCGGAUGCAAAUAUGACGUCUUGGAAAUAAACUGCGGAUGUCCGCAAAUGCCCCGCGCCGUUACGUUACUGCUGAUAUCUAAAAUAUUGCAUUCGACUAUACAGAUUUUAAUUUUAUAACUUUGUUAUUAAUACAGUCAUAUUGCAAAACGAAAAAAAAUAUUUAAAUUAUUGGACUUUAUGGUGCGCCGAGUUAUUUACUAUUUAAGGUUUUGUCUAAUGUCCUUUGCCAUUCUAUUCAUGGUCAUUAAAAACUCAGGCAGAUAUUUACCAUCUAUAAGCGAUAUUUCGAAGUUCUUAAAAGUAUAGCGGAUUAGAAAGUUGCGUAUUUUUAAAAUCUAUUGUUUUUACGAUUUUAAUGAUUAUUAUAUUUUAAUACCGCAUCGUAGAAUUAUUGGAGAUCGUUUUAGCAUAAGGGUUCAUUUACACGAGCGGCAACUGCUACCGACGACCUCAGUCGACUGCAGUCGCCGACGUCUCGGCGGCAGUCGCCGACUGCAGUCAGCGACGUCUCGGCGGCAGUCGACUGCAGUGCGCGACCGCCGUCGCUCACCGCCGAGAGUCGACUGCAGCUGAGACGUCGCCAACUGCAGUCGAUUGCCGUUGGCUGCCGCCGAGAUGUCGCUGACUGCAGUCGUCGGUAUCAGCUGCCGUUCGUGUAAAUGAACACUAAGUUUCGUCUUUUGAAACGUUUCACGCAAAGUAAAUAUGGUAACCGUUUUAUAAUACCAACGCUUUCACUGUAGUAUAAUUACGCUUGUGUUUAUUGUGCAAAUCUUUAUCAUAGCGUUUAUAUUUCGCGAAAUAGUAAAUAUAAUAAUAAUAAAAAAAAAGUUAUUUAUUGAAAAAUAAUAAUAAUUAAUUGCUUCAAUUAAAAUGUAAAUGAAUUGUAUAUUGUAGAGAGAUAAAAAUGAUAUUGUUCAUGUUAAUUUGUUAACUCAGAUUGCUAGAGUAAAUUGUGAAUUCGUCAGCAUUAAAAAAAACUAAUACUAUUAUUAUAAUAAUCUUUUAUGUACACAGAUAAUAAAAAGUUAAUAUUCUCGAAUGGACUGAGAGCCUGUAGCAGCUAGACUUCUUCAUUUUGUGAAGCUGAAACGUUGUCAGUACUGUAGAAAAUUAUGGAGUUUGAACUAUGGUGGUUUUGUAAGAUAGCUGGUUUCAAAGGUUCAGAUCCGCAAUUGUCCAUAUAAUAAAUGUAAUUUAUUGAUAUUACAUUUAUUACUUUCCAGCGCCACCACUGUUCAAACUCCAUAAUUGGCCACCAUACUUACCUAUAGUAGGCAUGGGCUGAAAAACUUUCAACUUUAAAAUGAAGUAAGUCUGGCUAUCGCAGGCUCUUGUUCUAGAAGGAACAUUAUGCACUGUAAUGUGGUGAUACGAGAAAUAUAUGACAAUUGUUCUAGUUGUAAACUUUAUGAUACUGUAGUCGAUACCCACCUCACGCGUCCCGCAUGGCUAGGCUAAGUCGUGUAUCAGAAUUAUUUGCUCAAGCGGCAAACCGUAUUGUAGCCACUGAAUCUCAUAGUCAUAACAUAGCACACCGGCGAAACCAUUAAGUGUUCAUUUACACGAACGGCAGCUGCUACCGACGACUGCAGUCAGCGACGUCUCGGCGGCAGCCAACUGCAGUCGGCGACGCCGUCGCCUGUCACCGAGACGUCGCUGACUGCCGCCGACUGCAGUCGACUGCGGUCGUCGGUAGCAGUUGCCGCUCGUGUGAAUGAACCCUAACACUAAUUAGGUGACGUGCAAAGUUGUUUGUUGAUCAUUUUUAUAGUAAGAAAUUGUGUUAUAUGGUGUGAAAUGUUUCACCGAAUAGUGUUUGACAUUUUAUUUAUUGAGAAUUUUAUUUUCUUACGAGUAAUAAGAUGCCCAUCUGCAAAUAUGGGACUGGACGCGAGCACUCAACACCCUAACGCUUAAGAUAAUUUAUUAUUAUUAUUGAUCACAAUAAUAUUUUUUUAUUUUAUUUUUUUAUAAGUGGUGUUUUUAUGAAAAUGUAACCAUUGACUCUUCAUUGUACUUAAAUGAUUAACUUAUUAUAUGCCAUGUAAAUGCAAUAUUAGAGAUUAUUUUAAAAAUGCAAAAUGACAAAGUAUAUUUUACUCGUAGAUUGGAUCAAUAAAUUAUGGAAUUACAUGCUUUGAUGGCUUGUUUUUUAUUUCAUUUUCAACUAUUAUGACCAUAAUAGCUACCAAAGAUAAUUGCAAAAUGCAUUGGCAUAUAACUUUAUAGCUACUUAAUUGAUGAAUGUUGCUCGGUUGGUUUAUUUUAAGACCUAUACAAAUGUAAAUAACUUAAAACAUUUAUUGACUCACUGUAUGUAACAUUUUAUUGUUAUUUGAACUUAAUUUGAACUCAUAUAUUGAAUGCAGAUUGAAUUAUUGUGUGUAUAACUGUCGUGUUAUAAUUAUAUUAUUCUUAAGUUACUGAUGUAUUAACAAUAUAAUGAUUUUAAUAGGUAUUUAUUUUAUUGUGCUAAGUAGGUAUUCUAUUAAAUUAAUGGAAUGUGUUAAAGGAGAUCAUUCACGCUCCAUACAUUUUUGGGCUCUUUUUGAAAGUGCCGGCCAACAAAAAAAAAUGGCACGACUCGUUAGAAUUAGCUAUUUGGAGCAAUAGUUAAUAUGGCAUAAAAGUUGUCAAGUGGCUCUGAACCAAGUUAUACAGGUUCGACGAUUCGUUAUUUCCAUACAUUUUGUCAAUUUUCAAAAGUGCCCGCUAAGGAAAAAUACUGAUACGUAUCGUUAGAACUGCCCAUUUGGAACAAUAGUUAGUAUGGCACAAAUGUUGUAAGAUUGCUCUGAAUCAAGUUAUACAGGUUCAAUGACUCGUCACUUCUAUACAUAUUUUUUGAGUUUUGUAAGUGACCACCUACAAUAUAAAUAAUACGUAUCGUUGUAACUAGCAUUUGCAGCAAUAUUUAUUAUGGCAUAAACAUUUUAGUAUAGCUCUGUGUCCAGUUAUGCAGUUUCGAUGAUUCGUCAAAUCCAUAUGUUUUAUUGGUUUUCAAAGUGCCGUUUUACAAAAAUAUGCACUUAUCACUGCACUUAUCGUUAGAACUGCCCAUUUGGAGUAAUAUUUAGUACUAGCGGACGCCCGCGACUUCGUCCGCGUAAAAGUUUAUGUAAACUUCUCUACCUCUACCUUACCCUACUCGUAAACCUACCCAACCCUACCCUACCCUACCCUACCCCUAUCUUACUCCUACCCUACCGCUAACACUAACCCUUCCCUCCCCCCACCUUACCCUACCCUAACCCUACCCGUAACCUAUCCAUACCCUAUCCUACCCUACCCCUAAUCUACCCCUACCCUACCCCUACCUUACUCCUACCCUACCGCUAACCCUAACCCUUCCCUACCCCUACCUUAUCCCUACCCUAACCCUACCCUACCCGUACCCUACCCCUACCCUACCCUACCCCUAUCCUACUCCUCCCCUACCCUAGACGUUCCAUAUCCUUCCCCUACCUCUACCUUGCCCCUACCCUACACUACCCCUACCUUAUCCGUACCCUACCCUACACUUUCCCUAAAUUACCCCUACCCUACCUCUAUCCUACCCCUUCCCUACCUCUAUCCUAUCCCUACCCUCAGCAAAAUUGGUCCAGCAUUUUGUGCGUGGUGCAAUGACCAAAAGAACUAUAAUUUCCCAAGCGACUUCUAUGCUAAUACUAUAAAGAGGUAAAGUUUGUGUGGUUGUCGGGGGUAAUCUCUGGAUCUACUGGACCGAUUUGGAAAAUUCUUUUACCAAUAGAAAGCUACAUUAUUUGCGAGUGUCAUAGGCUAUGUUUGGUCCUCAUAUUCAUACGGGAACGGGAACCACGUAAUUGAAACCGCGGGGCGUCAUAUAGCGGCAUUUCUGCGACUUUCAGAAAUUUUGUAUUAUCUCCGAAACUAUAUAACUAAUUAACAUACUGUAAAGGGCAAAUCUUAUCUCUAUAAUAUCCUUGUGAUUAUUAAAUAAUUUAUUUUGAUAAGGAUUUAAGGUUAGUUGUGUAAAUAAUGACGUAAAUCUUAGUUUAAAAUUUAAAUAAUUUAUUAAAGUACUAAAGGUACUAUAUCUGCUAAAAUAUAAAAGAUAGAUAUAUGGUGUCGCGGACUUUUUUGUAGAACUUUUAAAGGUUAAAAAAGCCUCCAUACAUUUAUUUCAGUUAUACGCAAUGGUUGAGGCAGCGCAUGCGAAAAAGUAAGUUUUUCGGUCUGACCUGUAAGAGAAAACCCGCGAUAUCUCAGUAGUUAUAUAUGAUAGAAAUAUAAAAUAAUAGCCUAUAGCACUCCCCGAUAACGUAGCAUUCUACUGGUGAAAGAAUUUUUAAAAUCGGUCCAGUAGUUCCGAAGAUUACCCCAUUUCAAAAAAUUGUUACAAACUUACAAACUUACAAACUUACAAACUUUACCUCUUUAUAAUAUUAGUAUAGAUGUCACGAAUGCUGUAGGUUUGGUCUGAACCAAGUUAUAAAGGUUCGAUAUCUCGUCACUUAUAUGCAUUUUAUUGAGUUUUGUAAGUGCCCACCGACAAUAUUAAUGAUAAGUAUCGUUUUAACUGGUCAUUUGUGGCAAUAGUUAGUAUAACACGAAUGUUGUAGGGUUGCUCUAAGCCAAGUUAUACAGGUUAAAUGUGCCUGCCAAUAAAAUUCUUACAGGUAUCAUUUCAACUGAUCAUUUAGACAUACUUUGUCAGUUACUAUGGCAGACACGUUGUAUAAAUGCUCUGAUCUAAGUUAUGCAGGUGUGACUAUUUGUAAUAUCCAUACAUUUUCUUGAUUUUUAAGUGCCAACCAUUAAAAUGGUACGUAUCAUUAGAACUGGCUGUAAUAGGAACGGGGAGUAAUAGUUAGUAUAUUAUUACAACCGUUGUAGGCCUGCUCUGAGCCAUGUUAUACAAGUUCAAUGAUUCUUAAUUUCUAUGCAUUUUAUCGAUUUAAGCAAUACAGUUACUUGGUAGGUAUGACAGAAACAUUGUAUGAUUGCUCUGAGAUCCAAGUUAUUUGCGUUCGAUGAUUCGUCACUUAUGUUUUUGUUGAUAUCUGAAUGUAAUGGGGAACAAUAAAUAGGUAAUAAUGAUGAAUACUUAACUAAUAAUAUGAAAUAAAUGUCAUCAUGGUGUAAGCUGUGUCAUCAUUAUUUGUUAUGUUCUUCCUUCUGGACCGUUUCUGCACUUGGACAUGUGAUUCGCCGUUUUGCGUGUAUUUGUUAUGUUAUUUAAGCUUGUAAAUAGAAAUUACCAUUACUUGAAGAACUUAAUAAAACGUUUUUAUUUCUCUCAAUGCACAAUAACACAAUUUUUAGUUACAUUUGCACCAUAAUGUUGAAUUUGUGCAAAUGCUUAGAAUCAUUAUUUCUAUAUUUUAUAUUAUUGCUUUUAUGUUUUCCAACUUUUUUGGAAAUCAAUGAAUGAAAGUUAUAUAACUUGUUUCAGUACUAAUUUUUUUUUUGAAGCGUGUGCAACGUGUUACUAACUAUUGCUCCUAAUGACUAGUUUUAACGUUAGGUAGCAUAUUUUAGGUGAACGGUACUUUAAAAAAUCAGUAAAAUAUAUGGAUGUGACGAAUCAUCUAAACAGUAUAACUUGAUUCGGAUCUAUACUACAACGUUUAUGCCAUAGUAACUAUUACUGAAAAUGGCUAGUUAUAACGAUAAAUAGCAUUUACUUUGUAACUUGCAAAACUCCAUCAAAUACAUUGAAGUAACGAGACAUCGAACCUGUAUAACUUGGUUCUGAACAAUCUUGCAACAUUUGUGCCAUACUAACUAUUACUCCAAAUGGGCAGUUUUAACCAUAAGUACCAUAUUUUUGUUAAACGGUACUUUAAAAAAUCAAUAAAAUGAAUGGAUUGGACGAAUCAUCGAAACUGUAUAACUCGACACAAAGCUAUACUACAAUGUUUAUGCCAAAGUAAAGAUUGCUGCAAAUGGCUAGUUAUAACGAUACAUAUGAUUUAUUUUGUUUGCGGGCACUUACAAAACUCAGUAAAAUGUAUAGAAGUGACGAGUCAUCGAACCUGUAUAACUUGGUUCAGUGCAGUCCUACAACAUUUGAGCCGUAGUAACUAUUGCUCCAAAUGGACAGUUCUAACGAUACGUACCAGUUUUUUUUCUUGGCGGGCACUUUUGAAAAUUGACAAAAUGUAUGGAAAUAACGAAUCGUCGAACCUGUAUAACUUGGUUCAGAGCCCUCCUACAACUUUCAUGCCAUAUUAACUAUUACUCCAAAUGACUAGUUCUAACGAUUCGUGCUAUUUUUUUUCGUUGGCCGGCACUUUCAAAAAGGGCCCAAAAUGAAUGAUCUCCUUUGUGUAUAUUAAUAAAAUUGUAAGUAUUAAUAAUGUUUUAACACCUAGUUAACUUGAACAUUUUAACGACAAACUCCAUAUUUGCAGAUGUACAAUGUUUAUCAGUUAGUGAUGUUCAAUAGACUAGUUUGAAUAAAAUUAUUUACGUUGAAAAUUC